Messenger RNA from Auxenochlorella protothecoides, 690 nucleotides. RefSeq lists its product as hypothetical. The transcript is spliced from 5 exons. Lineage: Eukaryota; Viridiplantae; Chlorophyta; Trebouxiophyceae; Chlorellales; Chlorellaceae. The record is from RefSeq and is a predicted model, not a curated record. The coding region runs from base 1 to 690 and encodes 229 amino acids.
AUGGAGUAUUGCCACCUUAGCCUCCCCCUCAAUUUCAUGCUGCUGAACAAUGCCGUGGGAUUUGGAGGGUGUGGCGUGGUGAGUGGUUCCUGGCUGAGGCUUUGCAUGUGGCUGGACCUGCGGCUGGAUGUGUACUGGACUGUGGCAGUGCAGCUGCACCUCUUCCUGGUAUACCCUCUCCUGCUGGCCCUGCUCCAUACCAGCGUCGGACCAGAGCGCCUGGCACGGACCUCGGGCAUCCUCUUCUCGCUCAUCAUUCCUGCCAUAAGCCUGGCCCGGUAUGCAAGCAGCCUGGCAAGGCACGUGACCCUGCCACUGCCCGCCCUGGGCCACCCAGAUCUGGACCCCGCCUGGAUCGAGCCAAUCCUGAGCUACUUCCACGGCCCCCUGGGCUACUACUCCACCCUCACCCGCGCCACCAACUUCCUGGUCGGCGCCCUGCUGGGCCUCCUGCCGUAUACGUUUCACGCAUUCCUCCUGCACAUCCCUGUCAUGUACUGGGCCGAGGCCUGGCUGGCGCCCCGGGGGGCAUUGCUGCGCUUGACCCUGGCGGCGCCCCUCGCCGGCCUGGCCGCUCUGGUCCUGGCUGUGUGGUGCGCCUCGCUGGCCGCCGCUGCGGCGCUGGGGGCGCUGGAGAGGGCCGUGCUCCAGCCCGCGCUCUCCAGAACCCUGGCCGUGGUCGGCUGGUGA